Messenger RNA from Phodopus roborovskii (desert hamster), 2400 nucleotides. RefSeq names its product NFKB repressing factor (gene Nkrf). The transcript has 3 exons. Bases 1 to 2358 code for a protein of 785 amino acids. Gene Ontology annotation, biological process: negative regulation of DNA-templated transcription. NCBI's taxonomy places the organism in Eukaryota, Metazoa, Chordata, Mammalia, Rodentia, Cricetidae. The record is from RefSeq and is a predicted model, not a curated record. Gene Ontology annotation, cellular component: nucleoplasm; nucleolus. Gene Ontology annotation, molecular function: RNA polymerase II cis-regulatory region sequence-specific DNA binding.
AUGGCUGGAGGACGUCUGCUGCUGGGGGGCGACUUCCUGUCGCCGCCGCCGCCGCCCCCCCUCCCGCCGCCGCCGCCGCUGCCCCCCCUCCCGCCGCCCCCGCCUGAGCCAGUGCUGGAGCAGUGGCGCUACAGCCACGAAAGUGACUGGCAGUGGGCUCUGCGGCGGAGCUUCAUCUGUCGGCACCUGCACAGCUAUCCCGGGGCUGCCCUGGACCAGCUCCUGGCGCUCUCCGCCGCCUGGACCAACCACAUUUUCCUGGGCUGCAGAUACAGCCCACGCUUAAUGGAAAAAAUUCUUCAGAUGGCCGAAGGUAUUGAUAUUGGAGAGAUGCCAUCAUAUGAUCUGAUGCUGCCCAAACCUUCCAAAGGUCAAAAACGCUACCUUUCAGCCUACGAUGGUCAAAAUCCUCCUAAAAAGCAAGCUGGUUCCAAAUUCCAUGUGAGACCUCGUUUUGAGCCUGUACAUUUUGUAGCUAGUAGUUCAAAAGCUGAAAGACAGGAAGAUCCUUAUGGCCCUCAAACAAAAGAGGUAAAUGGACGAACACAUUUUGUCAGCAUGCCAAGAAACUUCUACCAAGAUUAUACUCAAGACUCUUUCAGUAUACAAGAUGGGAAUUCUCAGUAUUGUAAUUCAUCAGGAUUUAUUUUCACAAAAGAGCAGCCUGUAACAACCAACAUGUAUUAUGACAGUAGGAAUCCUGCCCCAAGCAGCACAUCCCAACAGGCAAACUGUCAGCCACCUCCAGAGCCUUCUUCUUCACAGAUGUAUCCUGAGUCGGUGGUUGCUGAAAAACAGUAUUUUAUUGAAAAGUUAACAGCAACUAUCUGGAAGAAUCUUUCUAAUCCAGAGAUGACGUCUGGAUCUGAUAAAAUUAAUUAUACCUAUAUGCUAACUCGUUGUAUUCAGGCAUGUAAGACAAACCCUGAGUAUAUAUAUGCUCCUCUAAAAGAAAUUCCUCCUGCUGAUAUCCCCAAAAAUAAAAAACUUCUCACAGAUGGUUAUGCUUGUGAAGUUAGAUGCCAAAAUAUCUAUCUAACUACAGGUUAUGCAGGGAGCAAGAAUGGGUCUAGGGAUCGAGCUACUGAGCUAGCUGUGAAACUCUUACAGAAGCGGAUUGAGGUUAGAGUUGUCCGGCGGAAAUUCAAGCACAUAAUUGGAGAGGACCUUGUAGUGUGUCAGAUUGGCAUGCUUUCGUAUGAAUUUCCCCCAGCUCUGAAGGCACCAGAAGACCUGGUAGUACUAAGAAAGGAUGCUUCAGGGCAGCCUAUUUUUAAUAGUUCUGCCAAACACUGGACCAAUUUUGUCAUUACAGAAAAUGCAAACGAUUCAAUUGGCAUCCUUAACAAUUCUGCCUCAUUCAACAAAAUGUCAAUUGAGUACAAGUACGAGAUGAUGCCAAAUCGUACAUGGCGGUGUCGAGUAUUCUUACAAGAUCACUGCUUAGCUGAAGGUUUUGGAACCAAGAAAACAAGCAAGCAUGCAGCUGCUGAUGAGGCUUUGAAGGUUCUUCAAAAAACACAACCCACUUACCCAUCUGUCAAAAGUUCCCAGUGCAACUCGGGCUCUUCACCUAAAGGAUCUGGAAAGAAGAAAGAUAUAAAAGAUCUUGUAGUUUAUGAAAAUUCUUCCAAUCCUGUGUGCACAUUGAAUGACACAGCUCAGUUUAACCGAAUGACAGUUGAAUAUGUCUAUGAAAGGAUGACAGGACUCCGCUGGAAAUGCAAAGUGAUUCUAGAAAGUGAAGUCAUUGCAGAAGCAGUUGGGGUGAAGAAAAGUGUCAAAUAUGAAGCUGCCGGAGAAGCUGUGAAAACCCUCAAAAAGACCCAACCAACUGUCAUUAAUAACCUGAAGAAAGGGACUGUUGAAGAUGUGAUUUCAAGAAAUGAAAUUCAGGGUCGCUCAGCAGAAGAAGCUUAUAAACAGCAAAUCAAAGAAGAUAACAUAGGAAAUCAACUGCUGAGGAAGAUGGGUUGGACAGGUGGUGGUUUAGGUAAAUCUGGUGAGGGCAUACGGGAGCCUAUCUCAGUCAAAGAGCAGCAUAAAAGAGAAGGACUGGGACUAGAUGUAGAGAGGGUCAAUAAAAUUGCUAAGAGAGACAUAGAACAGAUCAUCAGAAACUACGCCCGCUCUGAGAGCCACUCAGAUUUGACCUUCUCCACAGAGCUGACCAAUGAUGAACGGAAGCAAAUACAUCAGAUUGCUCAGAAGUAUGGCCUGAAGAGUAAGUCUCAUGGGGUGGGCCAUGAUAGGUACCUGGUGGUGGGUAGAAAACGGCGGAAGGAAGACCUACUAGAUCAACUCAAACAGGAAGGCCAAGUGGGACACUAUGAGCUUGUCAUGCCCCAAGCAAAUUAAGAUUUUACAAAGUUAUCUUGUAAAUGCCACAUGAGGCACAUC